AUGGAUAAUGUCAGUACCAUAAAUAAAGACCUGAGCGACAGCAAGCUUUCGGAUGCGCCAAACGCAUCGGAUGUUCUGUCGGAGCGUGGGCAAGCAAACUACAAGAAUCUCUAUCCAGUUUUGUCUUCAUUUAUCGAUAUCCUUCGCGACACUUACGACCCGGAAGAGAAUCCAGGCGGUGUCAUCAAUGCCGGCAUAGCAGAGAACUCUCUAAACUAUCGAGUGGUCGAAGAGUACUAUAGCUCAUUGGACAUUAAAUUCACAGAUCUGACGUAUGGAGAUGGUGUCGGCUCUUCACAAAGACUCAAGGACCUCUAUGCAGGCUUCAUCAACCAUCGCUUGAAGCCAACGCACAAGCUUGAUUCAGACAGUAUCUUUGUUGGCAGCGGUGUAGGCGGCGUCAUUGAUGCGCUGGUAUACAACAUGUGCGAUCCAGGAGACGGGGUCUUGGUUGCCGAGCCGUAUUACAAUGGCUUUGAUGUUGACUUUACGGUGCGCUCUUCAGCGAUUCCUGUUGGCGUUAAGCUUGAUCACCUCGACUCGCCUUUUUCCUACAAGGCUCUCGAAGCGUUUGAGAAGACAUACCUUGCAAAGAAGAAGGAAGGCAUCGUGUGCAAAGCGGUAAUGCUUUGCAAUCCUCACAAUCCACUUGGCAGAUGCUAUCCACGCUCAACCAUCAGAGAAUAUAUUCGCUUUUGCAAGAAGUAUGACUUGUGGCUUAUUUCAGACGAGAUUUACGCUUUUUCUAUCUUUGACACACCAGAUUCGUUGGCCGCUACUGGCGAAGACAAGGCUUUUGCUCCCUACCACUCAAUUUUGAGCUUUGAGGAUGAAGAGCUCGACGGCUUCGACAAGAUUUGCUUCCUGCACGGCAUGUCCAAGGACUUUUGCGCCAAUGGUUUCCGCAUGGGUUGCUGUGUUCUUCCUUACGACGGCCCUCUACGCAUCGCCAUGUCGGCCAGUAGUAUCCUUGGCAAAGUGUCAAGUCUGACCGAUAUCGCCUUUAGUAAGAUUCUGGCAGACAAGGCGUUCCUCGAUGAGUUCCUCGAUGGGAAUAAGCAGAAACUCAAGGCAGCUUAUACGGUCUUUGACUCAUGGGCCAAGGCGCAUGGAGUCAAAUAUAUGCCUAGCCAUGCCGGCCAUUUUGUCGUUCUCGACCUACCGGAGUCUACGAAAAGCGAUGGUUGGGCCGAUGAGUUGGCUUUGCAGCAGAUGCUCAUCAAGAAGCACAAGAUAUUCGUGUCGACUGGUGCCAUGUAUCAUUUUAGUGAGCCUGGCUUCUUUAGAUGGACAUUCACGAUGAGGCCGGACUAUGCUGCUGUAGCAUUGGAGCGACUGGCCACGGGCCUGGGUCUAUAG
Messenger RNA from Protomyces lactucae-debilis, 1359 nucleotides. RefSeq names its product pyridoxal phosphate-dependent transferase. Gene Ontology annotation, molecular function: pyridoxal phosphate binding; transaminase activity. Lineage: Eukaryota; Fungi; Ascomycota; Taphrinomycetes; Taphrinales; Protomycetaceae. The transcript has 2 exons. Gene Ontology annotation, biological process: amino acid metabolic process; biosynthetic process. The coding region runs from base 1 to 1359 and encodes 452 amino acids. The record is from RefSeq and is a predicted model, not a curated record.